Messenger RNA from Chondrus crispus (carragheen), 1464 nucleotides. RefSeq lists its product as hypothetical. Lineage: Eukaryota; Rhodophyta; Florideophyceae; Gigartinales; Gigartinaceae. The record is from RefSeq and is a predicted model, not a curated record. Bases 1 to 1464 code for a protein of 487 amino acids. The transcript has a single exon.
AUGUUGCCGACUAUAGAUGCGACUGCACCUACAGACUUCCAGGCACACUACCCCUCAGGUUCUAAAAAUGGAGAACCCGGGUCCGGAACACGUUCUGUAAUGCAGGCCGCCGGCAAUAACUGGACUCCUUAUGAACCGCUGGAUAGAUUUUUCCAUUGGAGAGCAGGCGUAUGUGGCGACGAAAAGGGUGCAGAACCUCAAGAGCAUUUGAAAGGAGGAAAGUUUUACUUUGAUGCGUUCCGUGUUCGGGAAUACGUGCAGGGUUCCGUAAUUUUCAUGGAAAGUGAAAUUGUGACACAUCACAACGGCUUCUUUGAAUUCCACAUUUGCAAUAUUGACGACUGCGGGGAUGACAUCUCAGAACGUUGUUUCCAUGACGGGCACUGUCAAAAGCUGAUGAGAACGCCUGGAUCUUGCGAUAGCGGAACCGAUAUGAGGUGCGGCCCAAUUGAUCCAAUGCAUCCGGAGCGCUGGUAUUUACCUUGUGUCACCAGUGAGCCCGUGAUGAUUGGGGGCUGGAGAAAAACUAUCGCGUAUACACUGCCUGCUGACUUAGUAUGUGACCAUUGCGUGAUUCAGUGGUACUGGGUGGCGCACAACUAUUGCAAUCUCAAAGGUGUGGAGGAAUAUUUCACUUCACCUCAUGCUCCGAGUUGGGGUGAUUGCCCAGGCCAAGGAGGAGCAAGAGGGGGAUGGGUGUCAGGGAAGCCAGAUUGCGGUGGAGAGAUGUUUCCAGAGGAGUAUUGGCAGUGCGCAGAUGUGCGUAUUGUCCCUAAAGCUACACCGCAGCCUGCCUCUCCAGCACAUCACGCACCCCCGACAACUUCGUCCCCCGGCUCAAUUUCGUUUACUCCCUCUGAAAUAAGCAUUCCAAUGGCAGAAUCGGGGGGUAGCCCCAGCACUUCUGUUGGUGGCUUUUCGCCCUCAUCUGUGCAACUCGGUAUUGGGAGAGGAGAUACAGAAGAACAUCCAAAUCAAGAAGACGAAGGUGAAACGCAGGGCCAUGACGGCGCAACGUCACAUAUCGAUGGCGAGAAUGAAAGACAUGAGAUGGAAUUCAUUUCGGAAGGUGAUGACUCCGACAUAUCACAUCUUCAUGACGACAACGACAGUACUGAGGAUAUAUCACCCGGGACAGUUUCGGAAAAUGAAGCCGGCUGGCAUGAGGACGAGCCCUCGAACACUGAAAGCGGAGUGGAAAUGGGAGCAAGGAGUGUUGGGGAUCACACAAGAGAUGAAGGCAGAUCGGGAAAAGGUACAGAUGAUGCGACAGCUGAAUCGGACAGCUCUACUCCACAAGCACGAGAGCACGAGAGCGAUUCUUCAUCCGAGACGGACGACGGCGAUUCGCAAAAUGUGUCAGAAUCAUCCUUUAUUGAAGAAGGUUCAGAAUUUAGUGACUCAGGACCUGGUGAGAGUGAGGGAGCCGGAGGAGCACUGGGCAUCCACCAUUCGCAAGUUUAG